ACUAUCUAUCACAGAAGUCAUUGUCACGUCAAUUCGGUUACUGUGCAACUGGCCAGAUAUUUGUAUAUAUUUUUGAUAUUCAUUCAAUUCUCCAUCGCAUAUUACUUUAAAAAGUUGCUUCAGAACGACCUGCCCAUGUAGUUAUGGCUUAUACAGAGAAGGUGUUGUUAAGUAGCACUGCGUUAUCGUUUUUGUUUUACGAGUGUGUAAACUCUGCGAACAGUCAGGAGGGAUUCCUUCUCGGCGAUGUGACUACAGAAGUUACUAAUCACAUAUCCGAUUCACAUAAUGAUAACACCCGUUUAGACACCCAAAUUGAAGUCAGAACAGUGCUACCGUUACCUUCGGUAUCUCUUUUCUAUUUACCUACAGGAAGAAUAAAGGAAGAUGUACUUUCUGACUUGCUCUCUAGCACUGCCAAUGAUAUUGUAGGUUGGUACAAAUACCGAAAGAAUACCAGCAUCAAACCAACCUUUAGAGACAAACUAAUAUCUAAAGGAUUACAAAAAUAUUUUGAAAGGUUUCAUGGGAAGAAACACUUUGUAACAUGUAAUUUAUCGAGCAAGAUCUCAUCAUCUGGAUCUACACAGACUUUUAUGUACAGGUUUGGAAAGAUCAAUAGUUUUGACAUGUAUGAAUACAUUGAAGACAUAACGGCAAACUUAGGUGAGAAGUUUACUGGCUACAAAAGAUCACAUAGAAUUUCUCCACAUAGCAUUUUUAAUAAGAUUGUUAGAGAGAGCAAUGUGCAAAGUAACAAUACCAGUGAUGCAAUUCUGCGUAUACAAGAAGCUGUAGAUGUGAGACUGCUGAAGGAGGCUAGGAUUGCGGCCAAAAAUGAGUGUACAAUCAGAGAAUUAGAAGCUGAAAUCAAGCAAAUGUCUACCAUCUUGUCUGACAAACACUCAGCUGAUUUACAGCUAUCAUACAACAAGUAUGUUGAAGAGAAGUUAUUGAACAGAGAGGCUGAGAUGGCCCAGGCUUGUUUAGAAGCAAUGAGGACUCCUCUAAAAGUGGACAUUUUGAAUGCUACAAAUGCUCCCUUGAAUAAUAAACAUUUAGAUAAUGACAGCCCUGGUAUGUUGGUGAAAAAUGACAUCACAAAAAAUAGUCAAAGUCCUCCCCUUGUGGCAACUGGCCCAACCAAACAAGUUUUGAAUUAUGCUGCUGCAUUAAAAAAUAAGAAUGAGGUGGCAUCUACUAGUAGAGGGGACAUCUUCACUGAAGAUUUGAUUACCUUUGAUGUAGAUGAAAAUCACACAAAAAAGACUUUGAUAGUGAAUGAGGACAAGUGUGAUGACAGUUCACCUGAAUACUGACAAGUGCCUUUACAGCUAAGUGUUUAGAUAUUAAUUAUGUUACCAGAUAAGUAAAACUGUCAACUGUAAUAUUGUUUUGUUUGUUUCUAAUAAUACUCAUUAUAUAAAUAAUACUAUUAUCUUUUCUAAUACAAUAAUUUUCAACACACAUUGCUUGUUUGUAUACAACUUCACUUAAUACAGUAUGUUACAAUUAUUCUAUUGUUUUUAAAGAAUAUAAUUUAUGAGCAUUUUCUCAGCUGGACAGUUUUACAGAGCUGAACUUCUAAUACAUUAAAAGUUUUGCUGCUAACCUCUAACAACUUAAUAUUAUGUAAAAGAAACAACCAUCAUAUGAUGAGAGACUCUUGAUCUGUCCAGUUAAGGCAAGGCAUUAAUACUACUUAGUUUUAAGUUUUAUUAUAUUACCUAUGUUUAAUACUUGAAUGUGAAUUGUGUAUGAAUUUCAAAAAUCUUAACUAACUUUUAUAUCAGCAUUAAAAAGCUCAUUAGUUGUACUUCAAACAUAUUGUCUUUCCUGUUUUGCCAAUUGCCUGAAUACUUAAUAAUAGUUUAACUUAUUGUAAAUAGAAAAGUUAAGCAAUUUUAUUUCUUAUCAGUCUUGUUAGAUGUUGUAAAGUCCAUAUUGUUAUAUAAAUACUUGAAAUAUAACUUAAAUCCAUAUAUUUCUUAAAAGAAACCUACUAGUUUGAUGUAAGCCAAUAAACCAAUCAUUAUAUUAUUAUAAAAUUGUUUGUUUAUUAAAUUCCUUCCUUACUGUAUAUACUGAAUGUGGAUACAUUAAAAAA
Molecule: messenger RNA, 2107 nt
Organism: Trichoplusia ni (cabbage looper)
Lineage: Eukaryota; Metazoa; Arthropoda; Insecta; Lepidoptera; Noctuidae
Product: BRISC complex subunit FAM175B-like
Exons: 3
Coding region: 144-1319 (391 amino acids)
Biological process (GO): mitotic spindle assembly; attachment of spindle microtubules to kinetochore; protein K63-linked deubiquitination
Cellular component (GO): nucleus
Molecular function (GO): microtubule binding; polyubiquitin modification-dependent protein binding
Source: RefSeq, a predicted model, not a curated record